AUUCGAACUCUUCGGAGAUCGUCAGCGGCAGCAGCAGCGUUUCUUUCGACGGACCGUCUACAACUUUUCAAAACCAGUUUACUGUUUUAUAUUUACUGUUUUAUUAUCUGUAUUAUCUUUUAUUUACUGUAUAUAAUUGUAUAUAAUUGUAUUAUCUGUACUGUUUUGUCAUUAAUUAAUUGUAUUUUGUUUUUUUGUUUUUCAGGUUACUGUAGCCGCUGAGGGAGCUCACCCCCAUACCGGUCAGGUAUGGAUCCCCGGUGGAGGAGCAGACCUCUUCCAAUAGUGGCGCAGUCAGGAAACUUUAGCUUCAGGACUCGUCGCGUGUCUCCGUGGCAGGGUGAAGAGCCAGCCGCCUGUGAGGAGCCCCAGCCGUGUCAGCCCGGGUUCCUCGAGGUGAAUCAGAGGGCCCACAUUAAGAAGUGCACAGAAGGUCAGCUGGAGGGACUCCUUCCCACCUCCCACCCAGAGUCUCCAUUGCCUUCAAUCACACCUGAAAGGAAUGGCAGUGAGGCUCUGGUGGCGGUUGCGGAGGCAGAACCUUUGAACAUGCUGAACACUGCUGGUCCAGUUGCACAGUGUGAGGAAGCCCCGAUCACGUCCCUCACCACCACCCACUGCCCGGAGACAUUCAGCCAGUCAGGUGUCGAUGUCCUGUUGCUGGUUGCAGAGGCGGAUCCCUCUCACAGGCUGGACACCAACAGCACCGAGCCUGAGUCUGAGCCAGUGCCAGUUGCACAGGCUGAGGGGGAUCUGGAGGGCAGCGUGGAGGUCGAUGUGGAGAGCAUAGAGACAGCUCCAAAAACACAGAGACGAUGGCUACAGCGCUGCCUGAGAGUCUGGAGGAGCACAGCCUCUACUUUACUCUCCUGCUUUCCUCGUAGGGGAAAUAGAUAAAACAAAAAAUGGAGAGGAUAAAUAGAAUGAGGGUGGAUAGAUACAUAGAAAGGGGGAUGAUAUAUAGGUAGAUAGAUAGAAAAGGGGAUGAUAUAUAGGUAGAUAGAUAGAAAAGGGGAUGAUAUAUAGGUACACAGGAAAUUUGGCAGUGUUAAAUCAACACUUAUUAGUGUUAAACUUUACACUCAGUGUUAAUUUAACACUGCCAAAUUUCCUGUGUAGAUAGAUAGAAAAGGGGAUAAUAUAUAGGUAGAUAGAUAGAAAAGGGGAUGAUAAAUAGGUAGAUAGAUAGAAAAGGGGAUGAUAUAUAGGUAAAUAACAUAACAAAAAUAAUUAUUAUGAUUAUUAUAAUAAUAAUUAUACUAUUUAUCAAUAAUUAUAUAAAAAUAAUCUUUGUCUGUCUUCUCCUUUUUCUAUCUAUCUAUCUUCUCCUUUUUCUAUCUAUUUUCUCAUUUUCUAUCUAUCUCUCUGUCUGUCUAUCUAUCUAUCUUCUCAUUUUUCUACCUAUCCAUCUAUCUGUCUACAUUCAAUUCAAUUUAAUAUAGCUUUAUUAGCAUGACUGUAAAUUACAGUGUUGCCUAAGCAUUAUAACAAUUAACAACAACAAUGAUAUAUGAACAUACAUAACAGACAGACAUAACAUUUAUAACAAAAAUAAUUAUUAUGAUUAUUAUAAUAAUAAUUAUACUAUUUAUCAAUAAUUAUAAUUAUA
Messenger RNA from Astyanax mexicanus (Mexican tetra), 1609 nucleotides. RefSeq lists its product as uncharacterized. The record is from RefSeq and is a predicted model, not a curated record. The coding region runs from base 250 to 897 and encodes 215 amino acids. NCBI's taxonomy places the organism in Eukaryota, Metazoa, Chordata, Actinopteri, Characiformes, Acestrorhamphidae. The transcript has 9 exons.